Racocetra fulgida is the source of this 1585-nucleotide messenger RNA. The record is from the annotation of a GenBank genome assembly. Lineage: Eukaryota; Fungi; Glomeromycota; Glomeromycetes; Diversisporales; Gigasporaceae.
AUGUCUGAAUUUAGCGAUGAUGAUUAUAUCCCUAUGCUAGAAGAAAUUGACAUGUUAAAUCUACCAUUCAAAAAAUUAUUUGACACUGCUCUCAAAAUUGAAGAAGAUUUAGAAGAAACCGAUAUUCGCGUAGUCGCCGCAAUUGGUAAAUUCAAAUCGAUUAUUGUCAUUACUGUUAAACUUGAAAUCAUUAUUUUAGAUGUAAUUUGUUUCGUUCCUAUUUUUCAGACUUCGGUACCACAUAUUCGUAAUCCUUUAGAAAUUGAAACUUGUGUCGAAUGGGCCGAGUACGAUGGUAUACCAAAGAUACCAACAGUCCUCAAAUACAACAAGUCUUUUGAUGUUAUAGAUUGGGGAUAUCCCGCGUUAAUUGAUCUAGAUCGAAGAAAUCCAGAUCGAAAAAAAAAUCUUAAUCAAAUAUCCAAGAUGAAACCUGAUUUGAGACCCGUAGAGUUAUUUAAACUUUAUCUGGGUAAUAUUAAUGACAUGGAGAGUAAGCCUUAUCUCCCUCCUGGGCUUGGUUACAAACAAGCUAUAACCGAUUAUUUACGUAAGAUUGGUGAUGCACUUAAGGAUCGAUUAAACGGAUGGCAAAACAUCGAUUACUUUAAAAAUGUUCCUGUAGAAUUUGAUAAUAAUGCUAUAUCUACUAUGCGUGAAUGUGCUGUUGAAGCUGGGUUAACGAAACAAAAGCAUAAUUCCAAUGGUUCUAACUUGUUAUUUAUAAAUGAACAUUCAGGCGGUGGCACAGUUGAUAUAACGACAAUGAAAAUGUUAGUAGGCAACAAAUUAAGCGAAAAAAUUGAGAGUAAAGGGGAUUAUUGCGGAGGCAGUUAUGUAGACCAAGAAUUUUUAAAAUUCUUAGCAGAAAAAGUUGGUGAAUCAACAAUUGAAGUUUUAAAAAAAUUUCAUUAUGGACAAAUUCAAUAUGUGAUUCAAGUAUUUCGUCGGCGAAUUAAACAUAAAUUUACGGGAAAACCUGAUGAAUUUACCGAUUUUGAAUUGGAUUUAGAAGUUAUGAAGAAAUAUGUGAAAGGUGCCAUAAAAGACGAAUUAGAAUUAUCUAUGUGGGUUGUAACUAUCAAAUAUGAUGAUGUGAAAGGAAUGUUUGAUCCCGUUAUCGAUAAAAUUAUCAAGUUGAUUCAUGGAAGACUUGACGCUCUUGAUUCUCCAUGUUCCACUAUGCUAUUAGCGGGUGGAUUCAGUGAAUCUAAAUAUUUGGUAUCAAGGAUCAGAAAUGAGUUUAACAAAAUUGUUCCAAAUAUUUCCGUUCCUUCUAAUCCUAUGCUUGCGAUAGUCAAAGGUGCUGUCCAAUAUGGAUCUUCCCAAAAAAUCAUUGUAGAUCGUAUUUUGAAAUGGACUUAUGGAACUGAUAUUAUACGAAAAUGGAACCCAAGCGAUCCUCUGGAUCGAAAAAUUGGUGAAAGGGUUUUGAGAAUUUUUUCAACGACACAUAUCUUACAACGUUUGAUGGGUCUAGAUGUAUUUGUCACACGUGACGAUGAUGCAAAGUAUUGCGAUAGUCAAGGUGUAGAACUACUAGACAAUUUCAAUAUUAAGGUACCUAUUACUGGAACCGAAAAGC